UGUUCAGCUAACCAUGCAGCCUCCUUUUUAACACCCUUAGUGCAAUGAGGGUGCUGAGUCUCUGUCUUUCUUGCAGCCUGCUUCGGGGGCUUUUGACUUUUCUGGUGAUUUGCAUUCAGCCAAAAACCCUAGGAUGGAGUCAGGGACACACAGAACAGGAUAUCUUUUUGCUGCCUUUAAACUCCUCUGCAAGGUCUUUUGCCAACUUAGAAAUUGAUAUCAACAAUGAAAAGAGGAGUAAUUCUGAAGAAAGUGUGGAGGGGCAGGGAGAGAUCAAAUCAGGACAAUCAAGUCUCCCUGCUUCUUCUGCUCCUUCUCCUGCAUCUUCUGCCAGCAGCAGCACAUGGGAGAAUAAUAGAAAGACAAUGAUUUUUUCUCACCAGACACAACAGGAAAUGUAUCCAUCUCAGUCACACCAAUAUGGGGAGAGCCACUGCAAUAUUAGUGUGCAGAGGCUCAUGCUCACUUCUCUGUUGGUUCGUUGGGGGCGCCAGUUGGGUUUUCAGUGUGACUUGUUGCUUUUCUCCACCAACAACCAUGGCCGGGCAUUCUUUUCUGCUGCCUACAACCGUGUUGUGUCCCCUGUGGUCAUUGAACAUCUUGGGGUGUCAGGGGCCCAGCAAGAGUUCCGACUUUGUGUGGGAUGUGGAUGGGCUAGGACCAGAAGGAGCGGCCACUUCAGGCACUCUCAAGCUUCUUCUGCAGCAUCUUCAACUUUUUCCUUCAUUUCUUCGUCCUCUUCCACAGAGGAUAUUCCAAACCCAUUGCAAGGGCAAUCAUUAAAUUUCUGCUGUCUGGAUUUUAGCUUGGAGGAGCUAAGAGGGGAACAGGGUUGGAGAAUGAACCGAAAACCAAUUGAAUCCACUUUGGUAGCUUGCUUUAUGACUCUGGUUAUCAUUGUCUGGAGUGUAGCUGCCCUCAUCUGGCCUGUGCCCAUAAUUGCAGGAUUUCUGCCCAACGGCAUGGAACAGAGAAGGACAAGCAGCAAAUAGCACUUAAACUAAAAUUAAAUAGCACUAAAUAGUAUCUCUUAUAUAGUAGAUAUAUUCUGUUGCACUGUACUGUACUGCAUUGUACUGUGACGUUAAUACCCCUUUUACAGUUCAAUUUAUACUAUAAACCUCCACCUGUUGGCUUCAAUUCCUUCUGCCUUAGAAAUUUUUUAGAUACCAGAAAAGUAAAUCUGUAUCUUUAAGUCUGUUUAUUUAUUUAUGUAUAUAAAUAUCAGUGUAUGAAUGCAAUGAAUUAAUAAGGCUCCAGUUUACAUUAGAAAACACAAAAACAAUGCUAAAAAAUAUAUACCGUAAGAGUGAA
Bombina bombina (fire-bellied toad) is the source of this 1314-nucleotide messenger RNA. RefSeq names its product transmembrane protein 158 (gene TMEM158). The transcript has a single exon. The record is from RefSeq and is a predicted model, not a curated record. The coding region runs from base 45 to 992 and encodes 315 amino acids. NCBI's taxonomy places the organism in Eukaryota, Metazoa, Chordata, Amphibia, Anura, Bombinatoridae.